UCUAGGGACCCUAGAAAACAGGUCCCUACAUGUGGCGUCCUGUAGCCUCGAGGCAGGGGCUGUGGGGCCCUGAUUUCCCAGCAAAGAACGAUGCAUGUCCAGCCCCCCUGAAGAGAACAGUCUGGAAAAAGAUGCUUGGCUCUGAACAAUGUACCUGGGACCUUGGGCUGCAGCCCCAGAGAUUCGUCUGCAGCCCCAGAGAUUCGUCCCUGGGGCUGGAGGGUGGGCUCAGCAGGGGGCCUUGAGACCCUCGUGUCCCCUCAGGGGCCUUCCUGUCCAGGGUCCUGGAGCCCCCAAGGCCUCGGGCCAGCUGAGGCCAGGGUCCAACCUGGAUUUCCCGGGGGCAGGUGGGUGACAUGGCCAUAACCGUUGGCUCCAACCCGCCUGGUACUAAGAUCCCCAGAAAGGGCCCCUCUCGGAUGGGUCUGCUGCCCCCCACCACACGUGCGGAGAAGGGUCUCCAGGUGGCCUCCCCAGUCCGGCGUGGCCCUCAGGCAGCUCCCCCCAGACUGGAGGAAGCAGAAGCUUCUUGCUUUCUGCAAAGGAAGAGGUAUGGUGCGUGCACAGGGCAGCACCCGCUGGCCGGCACCCACCCCUGGCCUGAGCCCCUCAGCCCCUUCCCCUGCACCCUCUGCCCGCCGAAGCUCCAGGCACCACCGGAGUGGCGUGGGCAGGGCUGCAAAGCCCGGUCCCCAAGGCCUGCCCCCCCCAACUCCCUGCUGCCGCCUCCCAUCUGCCCUGUGCUCUGCUUAUCGGGUAACCAGAGCCGGGAGCUCUGUCCACGCCUGAAACAGGAAGCCCAGGCCUGUGCGUGAGCCGCAUAGAGCCGGCCGGGUGGCUGGGGCCAGAGGAUGGAGGAGCAGCGGGCACUUGUGGCCGCCCAGGAUGGGGAUCUGGCCACCCUGGAGCAGCUGCUGGAGGCGGGUGCCCUGGGCCCAGGCAUCACCGAUGCCCUGGGGGCCGGCCUGGUGCACCACGCCGCUCGGGCUGGCCACCUGGCCUGCGUCAAGUUCCUGGUGCAGCGGGCCCAACUGCCCGGCAACCAGCGGGCCCACAACGGGGCCACACCGGCACACGAUGCCGCCGCCACAGGCAGCCUGGCCGAGCUGUGCUGGCUGGUGCGCGACGGGGGCUGCGGUCUGCAGGACCAGGAUGCCUCGGGCGUCUCCCCACUGCACCUGGCCGCGCGCUUCGGACACCCGGUGCUGGUGGAGUGGCUGCUCCGAGGGGGCCACGAGGCCACGCUGGAGACGCUGGAGGGGGCCUUGCCGCUGCACCACGCCGCCGUCAGCGGGGACCUGACCUGCCUGAAGCUCCUGACCGCUGCCCACCGCAGCGGCGUGAACCGGCGGACGCGCAGCGGCGCCUCCCCGCUCUACCUGGCGUGCCAGGAGGGCCACCUGCACCUGGCGCAGUUCCUGGUGAAGGACUGCGGCGCCGACGUGCACCUGCGUGCCCUCGACGGCAUGAGCGCGCUGCACGCCGCCGCCGCCCGCGGCCACUACUCGCUCGUGGUCUGGCUGGUCACCUUCACGGACAUCGGCCUGACGGCGCGGGACAACGAGGGGGCCACCGCCCUCCACUUUGCAGCGCGAGGCGGCCACACGCCCAUUCUAGACCGGCUCUUGCUGAUGGGCGCCCCCCUCAUGAGGGACUCCUGGGGUGGGACCCCCCUCCACGACGCAGCGGAGAACGGGCAGCUGGAGUGCUGCCAGACCCUGAUCUCCCACCGCGUGGAUCCCGCCCUGCGGGAUGAGGACGGCUACACGGCUGCAGACCUGGCGGAGUACCACGGCCACCGCGCCUGUGCCCAGUACCUGCGCGACAGCACCCGGCCGGUGCCGCUCUUGAUGACGCCCCCGCCCCCUCCGUUCCCCCCACCUCCACUGUCGGCUGCAGGGCACUCCCUGGAGGACGGAAGAAGGGGGCGCCCAGGUCUCGGGAAUCCCAGCUCGUUUCUCAGCCCAGCCUGGCCCGGCCAGCCUGACCAGCCUCUUCCAGGGGAGGAGACCGCCCGCGCAGCACCCCCAAGGGUCACCACCAGUGCCAUGGCCAUCCCCACGAGGGCGGAGACGGCGGCGGGGGGCGCUCCAGACAGCUUAGUCGCGCUGCCGCUGGAUGGGCUGCCCUCGGGCGACCUCGACGGGCUGGUGCCCACGCGGGAUGAGCGCGGCCGGCCCAUCCCCGAGUGGAAGCGGCAGGUGAUGGUGCGGAAGCUGCAGGCGCGCCUGAGUGUAGCUUCAGCGCCUGAGGCCCAGGACGACGGUGGCGGUGCGGGCCCCCCAGAGGAGGCGGCCUGGCGGUACUCGCAGACCCACCAGGCCAUCCUGGGCCCCUUCGGGGAGCUGCUGACCGAAGACGACCUGGUGUACCUGGAGAAGCAGAUCGCCGACCUGCAGCUGCGGCGCCGCUGCCAGGAGUACCAGAGCGAGCUGGGCCGGCUGGCGGCCGAGCUGCAGGCCCUGCUGCCCACGCCCCUGGUCAGCAUCACCGUCAACAGCCACUUCCUUCCCGGGGCGCCCGGACCAGAGGGCGAGGAGGCCCGCACCCUCGAGGCCCAGCCCGAGCGCUCCGCAGCGCCCUCAGCAGGCGGGCAGCCCCUGCCCUUCUGGUGCAGCCACGUGGCCCGGCUGGUGCGCAGCUUGUCCCUGCUGCUGAAGGGCGUGAACGGGCUGGUGCAGGGCGAGGAGAGGCCCCCCCAGGAGGUCCCCAGGGAGGUCCCCAGGGAGGCUCUGGCCAGCCCCCCGCGGAGCGAGGCCCAGCGCGAAAUCCAGGAGUGUGGGGUGUCUGUGCAGACCCUUCGAGGCAACUUCGAGUCAGGCCGGCCCUGCACCCCAGGCCCCGGCCCCUGUGAGCUGGGGGCCCAGCCCAGGCCGUGCCCAAGAGGCUGCUGGCCCAUCCCCCUGCCGCCCCGCGGAGGGGAGCCCGGGCCAGGUGACACAGAGGAGGCCAGCGAUUCGGGCAUCAGCUGUGAGGAGGCCCCGUCGGAGGCGGGCGCCGCGCCGGGCCCCGACCUGGCCAGCCUCCGCAAGGAACGCAUCGUCAUGCUCUUCCUCGGCCACUGGAAGAAGUCGGCCUACAGGCCGGCUCUCAAGACGGCGGCCUGCAGGACCCUGGAGGCCCGGCGCGUGGGGCCGCUGGGGCAGGAGGCAGCCAGGGGCCCUCGGCUGCCCGCCCCGCUGCCCAGCGAGAGCCCGCGGCUGGGCCACCUGUGGCAGCAGCGCAGCGCCAUCGCCCACCUGCUGGGCAACUGGAAGGCCAUCCUGGCCCACGUACCCACCCGGCAGCUGCGGCGGCUGAGCCGGCGGCCCCGCGGCCCCCUGUCCCCGGAGCAGUUCCUGCCCCACGUGGACGGGGCGCCCGUGCCCUACAGCAGCCUCACGCUGGACCUCUUCAUGCUGGGCUACUUCCAGCUCCUGGAGUGCGACCUGCCGGCCGAGGAACGCAAGAUGCGCCACCUGCUCUGCUUCGAGGUCUUUGAGCACCUGGGCGCCCACGGCUGGGAGGCCGCCCGCGCCUUCCACAAGGCCGUGACCGACGAGGUGGCCGCUGGCCGCCGUGCCUGGACGGACGGCUUCGAGGACAUCAAAGCCCGCUUCUUUGGCUCCAGCCGUGGUCCAGCCUGGGACCCGGAGCCUGGCCGCAAGUCGGGCCUGACCCCGCUCGGGCCCCUGCCCCACGCCACGUUCCCCAGUAGUGGCCCUGAGCCCACAGCACAGAGGCUGCGGUCGGGCCCCCAGCGGGGCAGCUUCAAUAGCGAGGACAUCUGUGGCUACAUCGACCGGAGUUUCGCCUUCUGGAAAGAGAAAGAAGCCGAGAUGUUCAGCUUUGGGGAGUGAGAGAGGCCCCCAGCCUGCCUCCCUCCAGAGGGGGUUUUGGGGGGGGGUGUCUUGGCUUUCUCUUCUCUUUUCCUUUUCACCCACCUGGUGGCCAGGGGACCCCUGAGGUCAGGCCAGCCGACGCCCAGUGUGCUAGCUUCCCCCUCCAGCCCUGCCCCUGCCAGGUCCCUCCUCAGCUGAGGGACUCCCAGUGUCCCCGUCAGCCCUGAAGUUGGAUGACUUGCCGUCUCAGCCCUCAGUCUCUGCCAGGUCCUCCCUCGGGCACCGUGAUGCCAGCCUGUGUUCCCUGGCGGCCCUCCUUCCAGUUUCCACUGAAUCACCUGGAUGUUCUGUCCCUCAGUCCCUCUGGCGCCGGUGGCUCUGGCCACAUCCCCAGCCUGUCUACCCUCCGCUGGUCUGCAUGGGGUCCUUUUAGUGACCGUGGCCCUGCCCCAUCCUCUCCAGCCCCCUUUCCCCACCUGUCAGUGGGGGGAGCUGGAGGCCACAGGACAGGAUGGGCAGGAGGCUUCCUGUCGGACCAGACUGCCCUCCUGAUCCUCCGGGUCAGGGAGGUGGCCCCUCCUGCCCUGUGCGGUGGUCACACGCAGCCACCUGCUGACAGACACGUGUUCAGCUCCCGGCCUCUCUGGUGCCCCCCGCCCCCAGGGUGGUCCGGAGGUCUGGUUCCCUGAAGGAGGGCUCCCUGCGGGGCUCCGGCCCCCAGCCGACCAGCAUCCCCCCUUCCAGGCCACACGGCCCGAGGCCACGCAGGGCCCCACCUGCAGGCUCAUGAAAGCAGGGACAUAAGGAACAUUUUCCAGAAAAGUGGUGGUUACGGGACUCUGGACAGAGGGUGCUGGCGCCCCACCCGCAAAGGUGGGCCACUGGGCCCAGAGGGGAUGUGCAGGCUGGAAGGCACUGAGGUGCGGCCACUGCUUGUGGUCACCAGCCACCGCCCCACGCCUUCUCCACGAGGGACCAAGGGCAGGAGACGGAUGCCCCCCACCCCCGGGCCUCCAGGUGUGCAGAGUGUCGCAUGAACAGGCUGCUGGGGGCGGACCCCGAACGGCUGGUCAAGGGAUGCGGCUCGUUCCCAGCCCCUAUGGCAGCCCGUUGGGGGCCCAAGGUGGGGUGGGCGCAGAGUCCGGACACCUGAGGGGAGAGGUGUCCUGCCGCUGCCCGAUGGCCCCCGUAAGGCAGUGUUUGCGGAAGUGGUUUCCAGAAUCUUCCACAGGCCCCCGCCUUCCUGAAGCCAACCGCCUUGGGACAGGGGUCUCUUGCAGUGUCCCCACCCGCCUGCAGAGCUUGGAGCAGCUGGCAAGCUGUGGGAUGGAACAGAGGGUCCUCCCAGGUGGCUGGCCUGAGGUCACAGGAACGAUAGAAAGUUUGGGGGAGCAGGGCGAGGUGCUGGCACUGGCUCUAGUUCCCUCGGCCAGGUGACACUGGGUGUCAGUUUGCUAAACAAAGACCCCCAUUCCUGGCCAGCCUUCUGCUCACACACGUUGCCCUGUGCCCACAGAGAGUGGUGAGACACCCGUGUCCAGAGCCGGCCCGCCGGGUGGGCACCCAGACCCCAGUCCUCAGCUCAGCUCGGCUGAGGUGCCCAAGGCAGCAUCCUUAGCUCCGCAGAGCCUCCACUUCCUCAUCUGUGAAAUGGGUGUGGUGUUGUCCUGUCCACGCCCAGGGACCUGGUGAGGGAGGACUCGGGGGUGUCACUGUCCUGGGGCAACAGUGACACUGGCUGCCUGUGUCGGUAUUUUAAGGAGCCGGUUCUGACGAGAGGGCGCUGACUCCUGGCAGCCGCAAGCAUUCUGAAGACCCGGCUUUUGGCCUCCAAACUCUUAACCUUUGGGGGCCAGACAAGGGCCCGUUCCCAGGGUGCUUCUGCUGGCGGGGUGCAGGUCCGGUGGGCUGGGGUGAGCCCGAGGUGGGGUCAGAAGAGGCUGGGCACACUGACGUCUCCCUCCCUGUGUGUCACCCUCAGGACACGGUGGUUCCAAGGGCCUCACCACGGGGCAGCUGGGAGCGGGGUGGGUGGCAGAACCCAGCCUCAGAGGUAACCUUCUGGCCAGAGGCGCUCAGGAGAGCACUUAGCAGGGGGUCAGCUCGCCCACUUGCUGUGACCUUGGCCAUGUCCGUCUGUGGCCUCCAAGCCUCCUUUUCCCAGUGGAGGGGCUGGGCCAAGGCCGGCUGGGAGCGGCCCAUGAGCAUCCAAGUCCCAAGAGGACUGGCUCAGGGUGGGCUGCCAGGUGACAGCUGAGGCGGGGGCUCAGACCUGGGCCUUAGGCCUGGGUGGUGGAAGAGGGCUUCUCUGCUGGGCACUCACGGGAGGUCCCCAGAGGCCCUUCUGCCGACCCCCUGCCUCUGGGGGGGGGUGCCCUUCUUAUAAAACAUGGUACCCGAAGAGCCGCCCCCCAGAUCCGAGGCCCCAGGCCCUGGCUGGGCCUGGGCUGGGCCUGAGAAAGCUGGGGUUUGGGGUUUUUUGU
Molecule: messenger RNA, 6304 nt
Organism: Phacochoerus africanus (Common warthog)
Lineage: Eukaryota; Metazoa; Chordata; Mammalia; Artiodactyla; Suidae
Gene: ESPNL
Product: espin like
Exons: 9
Coding region: 852-3839 (995 amino acids)
Biological process (GO): actin filament bundle assembly
Cellular component (GO): cytoplasm
Molecular function (GO): actin filament binding
Source: RefSeq, a predicted model, not a curated record